This is a messenger RNA of Leptonychotes weddellii (Weddell seal), 624 nucleotides long. Lineage: Eukaryota; Metazoa; Chordata; Mammalia; Carnivora; Phocidae. The record is from RefSeq and is a predicted model, not a curated record.
AUGUCACAUUUUCUUUUUUCCCUGCAGGAGGGUGGGGUCGUAGCUCUCUUUAAGAUCUGCCGCCAGGACAGUUUCCGAUGCUUGUACCCCCAGGCGCUGCGCACGCUGGCCUCCAUCUGCUGCGUGGAAGAGGGUGUCCACCAGCUGGAGAAGGUGGAUGGUGUUCUGUGCUUGGCCGACAUCCUGACCGAUGACAGCCACUCAGAGGCCACGAGGGCUGAGGCUGCGGCUGUGGUCGCCCAGGUCACCUCCCCACACCUGCCCUUUACUCAGCAUCUUGGCAGCUUUCUGGAGAGCAUGGAAGAAAUUGUGACAGCUCUCAUCAAACUGUGCCAAGAGGCCUCGUCUGGGGAAGUCUUCCUGCUGGCUUCUGUGGCCCUUGCCAACAUCACCUUCUUUGACACGAUGGCCUGCGAGAUGCUUCUACAGCUGAAUGCUAUCCGUGUCCUCCUGGAAGCUUGCAGCGACAAGCAGAGAGUGGAUACGCCUUAUACCCGGGAUCAGCCUCAGGACAGCUUCACCUUCUGCCCACCUACUGCCGUGACUCAGAGCAACCACUUAGCUGGUGAAAGCGCACCCAUUAAAGAAACAAAUGGCUCUUUGCUGUGGCAGGGGGAGGAUUAA